This is a messenger RNA of Penaeus monodon (black tiger shrimp), 1177 nucleotides long. RefSeq names its product myophilin-like. The transcript is spliced from 8 exons. NCBI's taxonomy places the organism in Eukaryota, Metazoa, Arthropoda, Malacostraca, Decapoda, Penaeidae. The record is from RefSeq and is a predicted model, not a curated record. The coding region runs from base 110 to 850 and encodes 246 amino acids. Gene Ontology annotation, molecular function: protein binding.
GUCCAACCGCACUCAGUCGUCACUAGUGUCUCGAACUGUGAACACGUACACCUCGCUCACUCGUGGGCUUUAUUCCAUCCCUGGAUAAAAAAAGACUUAAAUUUUAAAAAUGGCGUACCACGGCCCCUCCUACGGUCUCAGCAGGGAAUGUCAGAUGAAGAGCCAGGCCAAGUUCGACAUCAACAGAGCCCGAGAGGCGUGCGACUGGGUGGAGGCAGUCACGAAGAUGCCCUUAGAAUUCCCCACGGCGGAAGGCCUCACCGACCAGCUGGCAUUCGGACAUGCCCUGAAAGACGGCAUCGCCCUCUGCACGUUGUUGAACUGCCUCCAGCCAGGCGCAGUCAAGCGAAUCAACACUAUGAAAGCGCCGUUCAAACAGAGGGAGAACUUGGAGAUGUUCCUCAAGGGCUGCGAAAGCUACGGCCUCAAGAGCCAGGACCUCUUCCAGGUGAACGACCUCUACGAGAACAAGAACCUCUACAUGGUUGUCGACUGCCUGUACGCCCUCGGAGGUCUCGCCCAGAAGAGGAGCUACGACGGCCCCGUGAUUGGCGUUAAGGUAGCGAUGGAGAACAAGAGGAAUUUCACCGAAGACAAGCUUAGAGAAUCUCAGAAGAUCAUCGGCCUCCAGUACGGCAGCAACAAGGGCGCCUCCCAGGCCGGCAUGACGGCCUACGGAACCGGCAGGCAGAUCAUCCCGGGAGAGUCACAAAAAAUUGUAUCAAACGAAAGUCACAAGAUCAUCGGCCUUCAGUCCGGGAGCAACAAAGGAGCAUCACAGGCAGGCAUGACCCCCUAUGGAGCGGCUCGCCAGAUUAUCCCUGAUGAUAUGAUUGAAAACAACAACUGAAAGCUCAAAGCAUGUUUGACAUCAGCUUCAAGACUGAAACACUGAAGUACGUGCCAUGCUAACAAGAAAGGAAAUUUAUACUGUAUUUAUGUCCAUCAUAAACACACAUAUAUAUAUCUGAGCUAAAGUGCUGUUCAAGAUUCCAAUGAAGUAUUCUUUCAUAUAAAAAAUGGUGCAACCACGAUGGAUUACUUCUGUUGCCUUUUUUUUCUAAUGCCUUUCAAGGAGUCGGAUUCAUGGACAUCCCCUUACAAAUGGCCAACUGAAAUGUCAUCUUUUUGCAAGAACUAAAUGCCUCAUGAAUCUUGCAACCUUUGUUGGAAUUUU